GAUCGUCUACACGGCCAUCGUUGGCCUGGUGAUGAUCGCCGCCUGUCUCGAGUGGUUCCUCUGGAUAGCCGCCUUCUUGUAUUGCCUGUGGAAGGUGUUUGUCAAAGCCGAACAUUGGACCGUCCGGCUUCUGGCAGUGCUCGUGGGAAUUGCGUUUACAUUGCUCAGGUAUUGUCCUGUUCCUGUUGUUCGCAGGCGAAAACCCAAGCAGCGUUUGUUAAACUCACAUAUGGCGACAGAUGCAUAUUCCUGCCCGUCAUGAUUGUGACUCUACCGCUCCCCAGCCAGAUUUCCCGUGUUUGGCCGCCCGCCAUGGUCUCGUUCCUCCAGUGGUUUGCCUUCUGGACCUUUGCCGGGCUCUUGUCCAUCCCCUGGCUCUUUUGCGUCUACCAGAUCGUCACACACCAGCUCGGACGGACGAAGCGCAUCAAGCAGGUCCUCGACGAAGUGUCAGCCCCGAAGGUCGUCAUUGUGAUGCCUUGUUACAAGGAGGAGCCCGAGGUCCUUGUUACUGCCAUUAAUUCCGUCGUCGACUGCGAUUACCCGCCGUCUUGCAUCCACGUCUUCCUCUCCUUCGAUGGCGACCAGGAAGACGAGCUCUACCUCAACACCAUCGAAAAGCUUGGGGUCCCCCUUACGCUCGAAUCGUACCCCAAGAGCAUCGACGUGACGUACAAGGCCGCCCGGAUUACUGUCUCGAGGUUCCCCCACGGCGGCAAGAGACACUGCCAGAAGAUGACUUUCAAGCUCAUCGACAAAGUCUACCACGAGUAUCUCCGGCGAAACGACAAUCUCUUCAUUCUCUUCAUCGACUCCGACUGCAUCCUGGACAGGGUCUGUCUGCAAAACUUUGUUUACGACAUGGAGCUGAGCCCCGGCAACCGGCGAGACAUGCUGGCCAUGACGGGCGUCAUCACGUCGACGACCAGGAAACACAGCCUCAUCACGCUCCUGCAGGACAUGGAGUACAUCCACGGCCAGCUGUUCGAGCGGACGGUGGAAUCGGGCUGCGGUGCCGUCACCUGCCUCCCUGGCGCCCUGACGAUGCUGCGCUUCUCAGCUUUCCGGCGCAUGGCCAAAUACUACUUCGCCGACAAGGCGGAGCAGUGCGAGGAUCUCUUCGAUUUUGCCAAGAGCCAUCUGGGCGAGGACCGCUGGCUGACGCACCUGUUUAUGAUCGGUGCAAAGAAGCGGUACCAGAUCCAGAUGUGCACCUCGGCGUUCUGCAAGACCGAGGCCGUGCAGACGAUGCGCUCGCUCAUCAAACAGCGCCGCCGCUGGUUCCUGGGAUUCAUCACCAACGAGGUCUGCAUGCUGACGGAUUGGCGGCUGUGGAAGCGAUACCCGAUUCUGGUGAUGGUCCGGUUUAUGCAAAACACCAUCCGCACGACGGCCUUGCUCUUCUUCAUCAUGGUCCUGGCGCUGAUCACGACGACCAAGAAAAUCAGCGACCUUCCUGUGGGCUUCAUCGCCAUCUCCCUAGGCCUGAACUGGCUGAUGAUGAUCUACUUCGGAGCAAAGCUGCGGCGCUUCAAGAUUUGGCUGUAUCCCAUGAUGUUCGUGCUCAACCCGUUCUUCAACUGGUACUACAUGGUCUACGGCAUCUUCACGGCCGGCCAGCGCACCUGGGGCGGGCCCCGUGCGGAUGCGGCCGCGGCCGACGCGCACACGACGGCCCAACAAGCGAUCGAGCAGGCGGAAAAGACAGGCGACGAGCUCAACAUCGUGCCGGAGUCUUUCAUCCCCGCGGCGCAGGAAAGGGAGGAACUAUCCCAAGCGGGCAGCCAGGAGGCCGGCAAGAAGAGGAAGAAGAGCAGCAGCAGCAGCGCCAGCCGCUCCCGCAGCCUCCUGCAGCCGCCCGACAGGGUGGUCGGCAAGUUUGCCCCGCCCGAGCGGACGGCCAGCGGGUGGUACCAGCACCCGGACGACUCGGUGGCCAGCAUCGGCGCGGCGCUGGGCAAGCGCAGCAUGCCGAUGACAACCCCGAUCAUCCCCGGCAUCGGCGGCGGCGGCGGCGGCGGCGGCGCAACAGCAACGACCACGCUCCUGGGCGCCCACCGGCGCGACUCGUUCGACAGCGCGCUGUCGGCCCACACGGGCAUCCUGUCGGUGUACAUGCCGCAGCGGGUCGAGAGCAUCAUGGGCGAGGAGGACCGGCGCAAGUACGAGCUCGCGCAGGCCAGCCAGCUGCGCCAGUUCAUGAGCAGCUCGCGCGUGUUCCAGGGCCCGCCGCCCGGCCACGUGUACGAGGUGCCCGAGGCGGAGCUCCGACGGGCCGCCGGCAGGCCGUCGCCUUCUUCGUUGCAGGGCAGGGCGUCGAGUUAUGAGAGCGAGGGUCACUCGGAGGGGUCUUCUUCGGCGGAUUUGUUGUCGGGCGGUGGUAUUAGUGGUGGUGGUGGUGGUGGGAGACAGGCUCAGGGGCUUGCUCCGCCGCCGCCGCCGCCGAAGCCCAGUGCCGGAGCGCGGGCCGGGAGGAGUCCGCUCAGCAGAGCGAGUUGGACCCGGCCGGUGUCAAGAGACGAGGUCGAGCUGGAGAUGGAAGCGUCGUUGGCGGAUACUCCGGGUUCAUCGCCGCGGCUGGGACAAGGCCAGGCCCAGGGGCAGAGGGGAAGCAGCGGUAGGGGGAGGGUCAUCUGA
Molecule: messenger RNA, 2637 nt
Organism: Thermothielavioides terrestris NRRL 8126
Lineage: Eukaryota; Fungi; Ascomycota; Sordariomycetes; Sordariales; Chaetomiaceae
Product: glycosyltransferase family 2 protein
Exons: 2
Coding region: 259-2637 (792 amino acids)
Cellular component (GO): cell periphery; cell septum
Molecular function (GO): chitin synthase activity
Source: RefSeq, a predicted model, not a curated record